Messenger RNA from Myripristis murdjan (pinecone soldierfish), 3819 nucleotides. Its product is annotated as RCC1 and BTB domain-containing protein 1. Bases 582 to 2177 code for a protein of 531 amino acids. The record is from RefSeq and is a predicted model, not a curated record. Gene Ontology annotation, molecular function: protein binding. The transcript is spliced from 12 exons. Lineage: Eukaryota; Metazoa; Chordata; Actinopteri; Holocentriformes; Holocentridae.
GAAAAAGAAAGAAACAAACAAGCGUCCAGCAGACACAGAUAGCUGGCCUGUAGAACAUUAACAAUGCUCUGACCCAGAUUCUCACUGGGAAAGUUCAUGCUGCAGACGUCCAUCGAUAACACACGCUGUCCUCUGGAAGGGCUAAAUCGUGCCAUCGAGCAUUUAUUCAGGGAUUUUAACCAGCUGUGUCUCACUUUUCACUGAUCCGGAUAAUUUCGUAACUUCAUCACAGUCUUCGAGGAGUUUCCAAAAUCUCAAACCGAGCUCUGUCUUCGAUUACUCUGGCCUUUUGAUCAUAUGAUAUUGUUUUUCUUCCCCACUUCCGCAAACAGUCAGGAGGUCAGUGUGGCAGAAUCAGCAGCACGCGACAGAAAAACAGUCCGCGAGCCCCGUUCGCCAUGGUGAAGCUGUCAGUCAAAGUCGUCAGGAACAGCACGGACAGACGGAUCUAACCGCUGUGGCAGGACUGGCAGUUUUGCCCACCCAGGCCCUCCCCCUGCCCCUCUCCCCUGCCCUGCCCUUGGCUUGAGGUACGUGCCUCCACCCUGCCGCCCUCACCACGGACUCAGAGCAAGAACAACAUGGUGGAUGUUUCCAAAUGGCCCCUCUUCAGCCUGAUGGGGCCCCAGGAGCUCUCCUCCAUACGCAGGGCCUGUGUGUUUGGAACGUCUGCCAAUGAGGUCAUCUACAUCACCAGCGAUGAUGAGGUGUAUGUGUUUGGAUUAAACUGCAGCAACUGCCUAGGAACCGGGGACAGCCUGAGCACCAUUGUGCCCAAGAAGCUGGACUUCCUGAGCGGGAGGAAGGUGAUCAGCCUCAGCUAUGGCAGCGGGCCCCACAUCCUGCUGGCCACUGAAGAUGGAGAGCUGUUUGCCUGGGGCCACAACGGUUACAGCCAACUGGGAAACGGUACCACAAAUCAAGGAGUGGCACCUGUGCUUGUGUCAGCCAACCUGCUCAACAAGAAGGUCACAGAAGUGGCCUGUGGCUCUCAUCACUCUAUGGCUUUGACUGACUCAGGAGAGGUGUAUGCAUGGGGCUACAACAACUGUGGUCAGGUGGGCUCAGGGUCUACAGCGAACCAGCCCACUCCCCGGAGAGUAUCCAACUGCCUGCAGAACAAGGUGGCCGUUGGUAUCGUAUGUGGUCAGACCUCGUCUUUGGCAGUGGUGGACAAUGGAGAAGUGUACGGUUGGGGCUAUAAUGGGAAUGGGCAACUUGGAUUGGGAAAUAACGGGAACCAACUCACUCCCUGUCGCCUUGUUGCCCUGCAGGGCUUAUGCGUGCAACAGAUUGUCUCUGGAUAUGCCCAUUCCCUGGCACUAACAGACGAAGGGUUGCUCUUCGCCUGGGGUGCCAACACAUAUGGACAGCUGGGCACCGGCAAUAAGAGUAACCAGCUCAGUCCAGUGCAGAUCAUGACUGAGAAAGAAAGAAUUGUUGAGAUUGCUGCCUGUCACUCCACACACACAUCAGCUGCGAAGACCCAGAGUGGUCAGGUGUACAUGUGGGGCCAGUGCAGGGGCCAGUCUAUUGUGCUGCCACAUCUCACGCACUUUACCUGCACUGAUGACGUCUUUGCAUGCUUCGCCACCCCCUCAGUUAUGUGGAGACUGCUUUCCUUGGAGCAUGAUGAUUUCCUGACGGUGGCUCAAUCUUUGAAGAAAGAGUUUGACAGCCCAGAGACAGCUGACCUCAAGUUCAGCAUUGAUGGCAAAUACAUCUACGUCCACAAAGCGGUCCUCAAGAUCAGGUGUGAACACUUCAGAUCCAUGUUUCAGUCUCACUGGAAUGAAGACAUGAAGGAGGUGAUAGAGAUAGAGCAGUUCUCCUACCCAGUCUACCGCUCCUUCCUCGAGUUCCUCUAUACGGACAACGUGGAGCUGCCUCCUGAAGAUGCUAUUGGGCUGCUGGACCUCGCCACAUCAUAUUGUGAGAACCGGCUGAAACGUCUGUGUCAGCACAUUAUAAAAAGGGGCAUCACAGUGGAGAACGCCUUCUCCCUGCUGUCUGCAGCUGUGCGCUAUGAUGCAGAGGAUCUGGAAGAGUUCUGCUUUAAGUUCUGUGUGAACCACCUGACUGAGGUGACGCAGACCGCUGCCUUCUGGCAGACUGACGGCAACUUGCUCAAGGACUUCAUCUGCAGAGCCAGCCGCUGUGGAGCCUUCAAGAACUGACCUCAACCCAAGAUGAUCACAAUGACAGAUGCAGAUGAUGCCACAGGUUACUGUGCAGUGUCUGUGUCACAAGAAGUCAGCUCGUCUACACUGGACUCCAUCUGCCUUCGUCGACCAAAGGUUGUAUGAUGGAAGUGUGUACAGUAUCACCAUCAACAUUUAAUCCUUGAUUCAUCUCAUUCCAGAGCCGAGCAAGUGGGUCCAGCGUGUGGCAGCUUUACAUGCUAAAAUCACAAAGCCUAUGUAUCUGGUAGCAGCACUAUUAGACUGCCAAGUAAGUUGUUGUGUUUGCCGAAGUGCCUGACUGCCUGUUGUUAUUCACACCUUAUGUUAAGGACUGGAAUGUAUGGGAUGGGACAUUCAGAGGAACAGCUGUGACAGGUUUUUCUUUUUGUUUUGUUUUUUGCCACAUUAGUGAAAUUCUUGCCAGAUACUUUUUUUUCUGAUUUCUAUUAUUCUGUUUAACUGAUCAAGCUAGUUCUUGAGUGUUUACCUUUUGCACUUGUUUAGCCACCCAUCUUGAAUGCUUUCACUCAAAUCCACCUCACAUAUGCAGUCUGGAUGUGACAUUUGGAUUUAUGGCAUUAGCAUCGAUUCAAGAUGCGGUAUCAGGUUGUGUGCACUUUUGGAUGCAAGGUGAAAACCAGACAUUUCUAGGCAGAACAGUGACAUAUCAAGAGUAUAUACUCAGGCAGGGGGAUCCUGCAUUAUUGCUGCACACCCCCACCCCCCACCCCCAAACUCAAUGUUCAGGCAUCUAAGUCUAGUGAGUUUGAGCAUGUCAAUUCCAGUCCUCCAUUAUUAGACCUUAUUGCUCCCAGAACUGCAACUCUGAGGCGAUUCUUAGUGUCUACGUCAUAGGAUGACAAGUAGACAGGAACUCAGGUUACUAGUGAGUUGUGGAAGUCUUAAACUAUUACAGAUGUAAAAAUAACCAUCUGUGCACUACAUUUCUUACUGCAGAGUUGAAAGGAUUAUUUAGAGCAGCAAGAGCUCCAUAACAAAAACCCUUAAUGCUGGUUAAGGUAAAGAGGAACUAUGUCCUGGUAGAGACUUUCAUUUUGGUCACACUCAAAUACAACAGCAAUGAUGAUUAACAUUUUUGUAAACAAGAUAAUUAAGGCAGACUGUUUACUGUGGUGGAUUACCUUACUCGGGUAUUUUUCAAGUCUGUGGAGGAUGUUUUUGUACUAGACAAAAGUAAAUGGCAGUGAGUGACUUCUACAGAAGGUAGAAUGUAACACUGUAGAUUUAAGUUAAACUUGCCUGGCUUGCUACCUGAAACAUAAAAUUUUGGAGCCAAAUAAGUAAGUACAGUUUUAAGCACUUUUAAGCAGAUUUGCCUUGCAGAAUCUUAGGUUGGGGGCUUUUUAGCAACACACAUCUUUCUUCAUUCCCCAUCCUGUCUUUGCAGUAAACGAUAUGUUACAGUAUUACAGAAUAUUUGUAAGGUUGUUUAGUUACAUCUGUAGUACAGAUUUUAAGAUUUAACAAAAAGCCUAGUUCUAUGCAACAAAGUUGCUGUAAGAGCAGAUUUUUUUUAUUAAUUCAAAGUCAUUAAUUAUACAUCUGUAUCAAUGAUAUUGGAUAUGAAGUGCCAGUUGAAUUUUCUGACCACUGUAAAAUAAAAUAAAUACACUCA